Messenger RNA from Geodia barretti, 1182 nucleotides. The record is from the annotation of a GenBank genome assembly. NCBI's taxonomy places the organism in Eukaryota, Metazoa, Porifera, Demospongiae, Tetractinellida, Geodiidae.
AUGCGCUGCCGGGCCGGCGUGCGGCUGGCGCUCGGCGGCCAUCGGAUGAGCGACUUCGCCGGCGCCGACCUGGUGGUCAAGAACCCCGGCGUGCCGCCGGACUCGCCGUUCCUCGCCGCCGCGGCCGCCGCCGGAGCCGACGUGCAGACCGAUCAGUCGCUGUUCCUGGCCCGCUGUCCGGCGCCGGUGCUGGCAGUCACCGGCAGCAAGGGGAAGUCGACCACCGCCGCCGCGCUGGCGGCAAUCCUGCGCGAGGACGAACCGGACACCCGGCUGGAGCACAUCGGCGGGUCGCCCCUGGAGUUCCUGGAGAAGCUCCGCGAUCACACCCCGGUGGUGCUGGAGCUGUCGUCCUGGCACUGGAACCGAUACGCUUCGAUGGAGGAGUAUCUGCAGGACAAGCGCGUCAUCGCCGAGGGGCAGCCUCCGGAGGCGACGCUGGUCCUCAACGCCGACGACCCGUGGCACCGCCGCUUCGCGGACGGUGCGGCCGCCCGCAUCGUGCUGUUCUCCACCCGGCACCGCCCGGCAGGGGACGGCGCCUGGAUGGAGGACGGCACGGGCCGCAUGUCAGUCCGAGGCCGGCUCGGCGUGGCGUUCGACCCCGCACGCGGCCCGGGCGGCCUCCGCGGCUACGCCAUCGGGGCGAACCUGCUGGCGGCGGCCGCGGCCGCCGCGGCGUUCGGCAGCGAUCCGGAGGCCAUACGCCGCGCCCUGAGCCGCUUUGCCGGACUGCCGCACCGGCUGGAGCCGGUGGGCGCGGUGGCCGGCUUGCGUUUCGUCAACGACUCGGCCGCCACCAUUCCGGAGGCGACGGUGGCGGCGUUGGCCACCGUGCCCCCAACUGUGGUGCUACUGGCCGGCGGCGCCGACAAGGAGCUGGAUUUCUCCAUCUUGGCCGCUACGGCAGGCUCGCUACCCUCCGGAUCCCUGCGUCGCUGCGUGCUGCUCGCCGGCAGCGCCACGGCCAAGCUCGACACGGCGCUGCGCCGGGCAGGCGUGGGGUGCGACGGGCCGUUCGAUUCGCUGGAUGAGGCGUUCGAGGCCGCGCUGCGCGCAGCCGUUCCCGGCGCGACGGUGCUGCUCUCGCCGGGCUGCGCCUCGUUCGGCAUGUUCCGCAACGAAUUCGAGCGCGGCGACAGCUUCCGGGCGCUGGUGCGGCAGCACGCCGCAACGCGUUGA